UGAAAAAGAGGAUAAAAAGGCGCUGAAGAAAUGGGAGUACUAACUUGGAACGGCAGCGACGCAACUACCUUCGUUCUUGAUUCUUGAAGCUCUCAUCAAUGGCGUUUCAACUCCGAAUCAAGAUCGGACUCCAUGGCUAUGUUGCUCUCCUCAUGCUUUCGUUUUUCUUCAACAAAAACUCCAUUGUCACCUCCAUUCCAACGCAAGAACUCGAUGCAAUGCUCUCCAUUGUCAGAGCACGAGGCUACAACCUCUUCUCCAACGCCAUAACCACUUCCGACCUCCAACUUGACCUCCUCGCCGCCGCCGACAAUGCCUCCUUUACCCUCUUCGCUCCCACCGACUCUUCUCUCUUUGCCCUAGCCAUGACUCAGUCCGCCUCCGUCUACACCGCGACUCUCCGCUACCACGGCCUCCCUCGCCGACUCUCUGUUUCGGAUCUCAACAGCUUGCCAUCUCAGGUAGCGAUUCCGACUCUUCUUCGCUCGCAGUACGUUUCUGUUACUCGCUGCCACCGCGGAUCUCGCUCUGACGCCAUUUCCGUUAACGGCAUCAAUGUCGUUCUGCCUGGAUUGUACUACGGUCGUCACGUUGUGGUCCAUGGCUUGGGAGGUAUUCUCAGUCUCCAUUCUCAGAACGGAUAUACGUACGGUUCUCCUCCUCCUCUUUCGCGGUUUCGCCCUAGCGGUCCAAGGAGCUUUCCGCCUCAAAUCGAUCUCGGUUCCAACGAAAACAGAGAUUUCACAGUUUCGCCUGCUGAUCGCUCAAUCGACCAGUCGCCAGUUUCACCGCCAAUUAGUCCGAGUAGUUUUUCAAACAAAACUGUAGAUCUUCCUUUCAAUCGCGUAUUUCUUGGUCCUGCGUCAGAGCAACCGAAUUUCCCGGUCGAAUCGCCGGCGAUUUCUUCGCCAUCAGUUAGUCCUGGAUAUCCGCCGACGAUUUCAAGUGAUUUAACUCCGACGAUGCAAAAUGAGAACACAGUGACACCGACACCGACGCCGUUGAUCAGCGGCGAGGAAGCCAGCGAUUCGGGGAGGAUGAUGAAGUCGGAAGACGAUAUGACGGGAAGAACAGUGGAGGAGUACGAGCCAUUGGAUUGGAUGAGUUUAGGAUUCGGCGAAAGAAAUUCAGACGAUAUUGAUGUUGAAGACAGUCAUCCUCGUCCGAAUGAGGCGCGGCGUCUUUGAAUUUUUCAUGGACAUGGAAUGAAAUCUCUCUGUUGGUCGCGCAGAUAUCAGAUUGCAAACGGUACUGAUUUUUUUUCUUCUUCAUUCUUCCAUUUGCAGCUUUCAAUGGAAAAUGAAUUCGGUUUUUGAUCUGCGUUCG
Molecule: messenger RNA, 1326 nt
Organism: Cucurbita maxima (winter squash)
Lineage: Eukaryota; Viridiplantae; Streptophyta; Magnoliopsida; Cucurbitales; Cucurbitaceae
Exons: 1
Coding region: 99-1187 (362 amino acids)
Source: RefSeq, a predicted model, not a curated record